AAAGAGCUCGCGUGUGAUGCGUUUGUGUAUCCUCAGUGUUUUUCUCUCUUGAGUGUUUUAUUGAGUGUAAACCGAGUCUUGUCUCUGUGUAUUUUAGUGUUAAUGAUGGAUGUGAUGUGCUAUAAAUCAGGAACUGAUCAGGGCUUACAGGAUGAGGAAUCUACUGAUCAAACCUCCACAGAGUCUCUGGAUUCUGUCUGUAACGCUGGAGAACAGCAGCAGAUCCUGCAGACCAAACUCAAGAUGUGUUCUGUCAAACUCAUUGACUGCACGAACCUCAUGAUGGAGAUCAAAACUGAAGCUACAGAAAUAAAAACUGAACCUACAGAAAUAAAAACUAAUCCUACAGAAAUAAAAACGGAACCCACAGAAAUAAAAACUGAGUCUACAGAAACUGAACCUACAAAAGAGGAAGAUCACAUUGAUGAAGAAGAGGAUUUUAUUACGUCAGAUGUGAAGAGUGAAUUAUGUUUGGAUGGAGAAAUUACGUCCUCGACUCUUUCCUGCAUCACCGGUGGAGAGACAUUGAGCUCACAGAGACAUUUAGAGAAUUUAUUUACAGCAAUAUCUCAUAUAAACAGUCACAUGAGAGCACACAGUGGUGAAAAGCAUUUCUACUGCACUGAAUGUGGCAAAUAUUUCAGCACCAAACAAAAUCUUAAAACUCAUCAGAGAAUUCACACAGGAGAAAAACCAUACGAGUGUCCUCACUGUGAGAAGAGAUUCAACCACAAACCUCAUCUGAAGAAACAUGUGCUUUUACACAUCAACGAGAGACCGUAUCAGUGCAGUGAAUGUGAAAAAACCUUUAUGUAUUCAUGUUCCUUAAAAUUACACCAGAAAAUUCACUCUGAAGAGAAACCCUAUCAAUGUUCACACUGUGAUAGAAGUUUUGGUUAUAAAUAUCAGCUGAUAGUCCAUGAGGUAACUCACACUGGAGAGAAACUUUAUCACUGUAAUGUUUGUGGGAAGAGUUUCAGUCACUCUUACCUUUUAGUGUCACACCACAAAACUCAUAUCGGUGAAAAACCUUACAAAUGCUCUCAGUGUGGAAAGACGUUUACUCGACUAUCUUCCUUAAAAAUCCAUGAGAGAAUUCACAGUGGAGAGAAACCUCAUCAAUGUAGUGUUUGUGGGAGGAGUUUUAAUCAACGUGAACAUUUAGCGUCACACCAGAGAACUCAUACAGGUGAAAAACCUUACAAAUGCUCUCAGUGUGAGAAGACGUUUGCUCGAUUAGAUGGCCUGAGGAGCCAUGAAAGAGUUCAUACAAGAGAAAAAACUUACGUCUGUGAAGAGAGAUUUGUUUAUUCUAAAUGUCUUCAGAAACAUCAGAAGAAACAUACUAAAAAACAAGCUAAACCUAAAUCAUCAUAGUGUCUCAAUAUUUGAGAGUUAAUCAAACCCAGAAUGCUUUAGAGAUCAACAUCACAUUGAGUUGUUAUGUGGUUUAGUGUUGGAGUGAAGCCAGUGAUGUAUGAUGAUUCUUUUAUUGAAGACUUUGUGUUUAGAGAUCAAAGGAGUUGGCUUUGAUUUCCUAAAAACACAGAGUGGCGCACAAACUAUGGCUUUUUUGGCUUUGGCUCUAUCAUUAUUUUUUUUUUUAAGUUAGGUUAAUAAUUUUUUACACAAUCAAUACACACAUCUCUGCUACAAAUGAACACUUCAAGUUUGUUUGUGGGACAUACCGUUAGCGUACAAUCACACCGAAAGUGACAGGAGUGCAAACAUACCCAAUAGGCGGGAUUCAUUGUAACAAACAGAGUUUGAUGUAACACCUGCUAGAAAAUUUAGUUUAAACAAAUUCUGUCUAUAUACUAAAGGUGGAUAUUGUUUAUAUAUCUGUCUAUAAUAGAUAUCCACACAUUCAUCCAUCCAUGAUCCUUCAUCUUACCAUCCUUGUAUUAUGCAUCAAUGCAUAUAAGAUUUUUUUAAAGAGCUGCACAAUUAAGAACAAAAACAUUAUUGAGAGGUAUUUCCCCUUAUCAACAUUAUUUUGAUAGCUGAGGUUUAAUUGUAACACUGUGUUACAACUAACCCUGCUUUGAAAAAAUGUUUUCAAUCCCAGCUAUCAGUUACUAGUUGCAGACAUGUUUAAAAUGCUGUUAUGUUUUAGGUAACAAGUCAGUGAUUAAAAUAAUAAAUGGUUGGAUAUGCAUACAAAGUUCUUUUAUUUCAUUUUUAAAAAAUGUAUUUAAGAUUUCUCUGGCUACCUUCAUGCUGAGUUUCUAUUAUAAGCAGUGUUGGGGGUAACGCAUUACAAGUAACUUGAGUUACGUAAUAAUAUUACUUUUCUGAAGUAACGAGUAAAGUAACGCAUUACUUUUUAAAUGUACACAUUAAUAUUUGAGUUACUUUUUCAAAAAAGUAACUCAAGUUACUUUUUUAGUUUAAUUAAUUUGAUUAAAAUAUAUGUACUGAAUUAAACUAAACGUAUGCACUCUCUGUGCCUGUGUGGAAACAUUUUGAGUCAGAAACUGAGAUGGCAGGCCAGAGCUAAACAUUUUUCUGAUGAAAUAUGCAAUUUCUGAAUGCAGAACUUUUCAGUCAUAAAAACACCUGCAAGGCCUGAAAGAGAUCAAGCUUUAGCCAAGAAAAAGUAACCCAAAAGUAACUAAAAGUAACGUAAGCAUUACUUUCCAUGAAAAGUAACUAAGUAAUGCAAUUAGUUACUUUUUUUGGGAGUAACUUAAUAUUGUAAUGCAUUACUUUUAAAAGUAACUUUCCCCAACACUGAUUAUAAGACUACUAUAAAGAAUUGGCACCAAAAUGCCACCCAUCUAAUCACUUAUGAGCCUUCUGUAUUAAGCCAUAAGAUUAACCCAUGAAACUAAUGCCAUCAUCGUCAGUAGCCGAAACGUUUUUGCCAUGUCAACAAAAAAUGUAACAUUAAAUGAAUUAAUUUUCAGUAAGAGCUAAUGCACAUAUAAAAUAAAAUCUAACUGUAAUAAGUAACGAUGGUAAUGCUUUUUUGUGGAGUUGUUUGAUGAUCCUCUUGUGAGAGGACGUGUUGAAACAGUCGAAUUGGCAGAUGAUGAUCAUGUUUAUGUUUCACGCAGAUAUUCUUGAUGCAGCAAUGUUCAUUUAACUCUG
Messenger RNA from Misgurnus anguillicaudatus (oriental weatherfish), 3093 nucleotides. RefSeq lists its product as uncharacterized. The record is from RefSeq and is a predicted model, not a curated record. Gene Ontology annotation, cellular component: chromatin; transcription regulator complex; PcG protein complex. Gene Ontology annotation, molecular function: RNA polymerase II cis-regulatory region sequence-specific DNA binding; DNA-binding transcription factor activity, RNA polymerase II-specific. Lineage: Eukaryota; Metazoa; Chordata; Actinopteri; Cypriniformes; Cobitidae. Gene Ontology annotation, biological process: regulation of transcription by RNA polymerase II.